Molecule: messenger RNA, 1536 nt
Organism: Scheffersomyces coipomensis
Lineage: Eukaryota; Fungi; Ascomycota; Pichiomycetes; Serinales; Debaryomycetaceae
Gene: FCY2
Product: Fcy2p
Exons: 1
Coding region: 1-1536 (511 amino acids)
Biological process (GO): transmembrane transport; cytosine transport
Cellular component (GO): plasma membrane; fungal-type vacuole membrane
Molecular function (GO): nucleobase transmembrane transporter activity
Source: RefSeq, a predicted model, not a curated record
AUGUCGAAAACUCAACAUGAGGAUGAAAAAGUCAUCAACUCAGAUCAAGUGAACUCCACUAAUGAAUCAGAAUUAUUCUAUGAAGAUGAAGAUGAAUUUAAUGAUGAAGAACCUAAUAAUUUCAUUGAUAAAAUAGGUCUUAGAUUUAAUGCUGAAAUUAGAGGUGUUCAAAGAGUUCCCGAAACUAAAAGAGUAGAUAAUAGUUUAUUAUCACCUUUAUUUAUGUUCUUAUCUCCAAAUUUAGCUAUAUCAGCCUUAUCAACUGGUGCAUUAGGUCCCACUGUAUUUGGCCUUGAUUUCAAAACUUCAGUUAUAGUCAUUGUUAUAUGGUCUAUAAUUGGUGCUUUACCAGUGGGAUUCUAUUGCGCAUUUGGAAUGAGAUUUGGAUUAAGACAACAAAUUAUGUCAAGAUAUUUCACGGGGAAUAUUAUGGGAAGAAUAUUUGCUUUAUUUAAUGUUAUUUCAUGUAUUGGUUGGAAUGCAAUUAAUGUGAUUCCUUGUGUUCAACUUUUAACGGCAAUAGGUCCAUUACCAGCUUGGGCUGGAUGUCUUAUAUUUGUCAUUAUUACUUGUAUAUUAGCUGUGUUUGGUUAUAAAACCGUUCAUCUUUAUGAAAGAUAUAGUUGGAUUCCAAAUUUUGCUAUUUAUAUUAUUUUAAUUGUUAAAUUUGCUCAAUCUCAUUCAUUUACUUGGGGUACAAUGGAAGGUUCAUCAGCUACCAAAGCAGGGAAUGUAUUAACUUUUAUUUCAACUAUUUUUGGUUUCGCUGCCGGUUGGGCUCCUUCUGCUGCUGAUUAUACUGUUUAUAUGCCUCAUAAUACUCCAGCUUGGAAAGUUGGUACUGCUAUGGUUAUUGGAGUUUCAACUCCCACUAUUUUUGCUGCUAUUUUAGGGGCAGCAGUUGCCAUGGGUACUUUUACUAAUGAUGCUUAUAAUGAAGCAUUUGAAUCUGGUUCAGUUGGGGGAUUAGUAUAUGAAAUAUUAUGUGGGAAUAAUACAAAUCAAGGUUAUAGAGUUGUAGUGGUUUUAUUGGCGUUAUCUGGUAUAGCUAAUAAUUUACCUGGAUCUUAUUCAUUAUCAGUUUCAAUUCAAUGUAUGUGGUCUAAAUUAGCUAAAAUACCAAGAUUAGUAUGGUGUAUUUUAGGAAAUUUCUUAAGUUUAGGAUUAUCAAUUCCUGCCUAUUAUGUAUUUGCAGCUGCUAUGUCAAAUUUCUUAUCUAUUAUAAGUUAUAAUGUUUCAAUUUAUCUUGGUAUCUCAUUAACUGAACAUUUCAUAUACAGAAAAGGAUUUAAAGGGUAUGAUGUUAGUAAUUUCAAUGAUAGACAAACGUUACCAAUUGGAAUUGCAGGAGUUGUGGCCUUUUGUUUUGGAGUUGUUUCAACUGUAUUAUGUAUGGAUCAAACAUGGUAUGUGGGGAUAAUUGCCAGAAAAUUAGGUGAUUACGGAGGAGAUAUUUCCUUUGAAUUAAAUAUUGUGUUUGCAUUUAUAGGUUAUAAUUUAGUACGUCCAUUUGAGAAGAAAUAUUUUGGUCGUUAA